UGCCCCAUCAUUGGUGUCAGUGGGAGGAGGAAUAGUGCCCCAUCAUUGGUGUCAGUGGGGGGAGGAAUAGUGCCCCAUCAUAGGUGUCAGUGGGGGGAGGAAUAGUGCCCCAUCAUAGGUGUCAGUGGGGGGAGGAAUAGUGCCCCAUCCUUGGUGUCAGUGGGGGGAGGAAUAGUGCCCCAUCCUUGGUGUCAGUGGGGGGAGGAAUAGUGCCCCAUCCUUGGUGUCAGUGGGGGAGGAAUAG
This is a messenger RNA of Staurois parvus, 244 nucleotides long. Lineage: Eukaryota; Metazoa; Chordata; Amphibia; Anura; Ranidae. The record is from the annotation of a GenBank genome assembly.